Molecule: messenger RNA, 3220 nt
Organism: Zootoca vivipara (common lizard)
Lineage: Eukaryota; Metazoa; Chordata; Lepidosauria; Squamata; Lacertidae
Biological process (GO): regulation of cytokine production; negative regulation of transcription by RNA polymerase II; regulation of immune system process
Cellular component (GO): nucleoplasm
Molecular function (GO): DNA-binding transcription repressor activity, RNA polymerase II-specific; RNA polymerase II cis-regulatory region sequence-specific DNA binding
Source: RefSeq, a predicted model, not a curated record
GUGCUUGUGUGCCUCUCCUUCUUCUUGCCCGUUUGGGUUGCUUUAUAGCAAUUUGGGUAUUAAAAUGCAUGCAAAGGGGCUGGGGGUUCCUGGCCUCUGCUGUUGCAUCCGUUUCUUUCCUUAACCAGGAGGAGCAGGAGGAGGUGGCUGGUCGGAAGGAGGGAAGAAUGAGGGGUCCAGAUGGAGUAAGAAGGGAAGAAAGAAGGAGAGAAGCCCAGCUGAAUCCUCCAGGGAGAUUUGGAGCAGUCUCUCAGCCAGAUCGUAUUCUUAGAGGACCGGGCCACUGUGGGGAAGAUCCAGGGUGUGCUGUCAAUGGCUGGAGGGGGAUCUGAAUUUUAGGAUGCUUAUGAAGCCAGAUGUCGGUAGACUGGAGACAAGCAAAAGGAAGGACUAGUUUUGCACACUCAUUCUGAGCCUCAUGGAAGCAGCCCCGCGCCCCCCCCAGGGCUAAGACCCGAUGGCUUUCUGGAACCCUUCAGUUUUGCCUUUCUGAUGUGACUGCCUCAUUGGGCAGUGUGGCAGAACAGCAGCCUGUAGACUUUUGCGGGCCCACGAAGUAGCAUCCGACCUCCUCCCGCUGCCCUCCAAAUUCUGCCUUUACCCCCGAGAAACGAGAGAGAAUGAGAGCAGAACAAGGAGACCCGUUGGCUGUAGGUCUGCAGUUGGAGGCCGCGCUGGAGCACCAAGUGAAGACGGAAGACUUGCAAGACUUGGUCGGCCACAAAGCGGUGGCCGUGGACCCAUCUGCCGCCCAGGCUGGGAGCAGUAGAGGAUGCUGGGAAAGAAACGGAGCAGCGGUUGUCCUGAGCAAAGAGGAUGUGAUCCCCUUAGACGCGCCUCCUCAUCGGAUGCUGAAACCGGCUUGGCCCACAAAGGAGCAACCCCUGGCUGAAGAAAUUCAGAGCUUCGUGGCGAGGUUGAGUGACGGGGAGGCUUGUGUCCCAACCACUGGCCUGGCCAAAGAUUUCCUCAUGAAGAAGCAAGAAGAUGAUCAGGUGGCAUUCAUGGACGUGGCUGCUGACUCCCCCCAGGCAGGGGCUCCAUCAGACAUUUUGCAGAGGACCCUGUUCAGAGUGAUGGCGCAGGAAAAUGAUGGCGACAUAGAUUUUCCUGGUGGAGAGCUGUUUGCUGAAAUAAGUCGUGGCUCAUCUUCAUUUUGUGCUGGGGUAGAAACAGAUGCUAUGGAUUCCGAUCAGGGGCCUGUGACCUUUGAGGAAGUGGCUGUGCAUUUCACGGAGGGGGAAUGGGGCCUGCUGGACCCAGACCAGAGAGCCCUCUACAGGGACGUCAUGGUGGAGACCUAUGGGAAUGUCGCCUCUCUGGAAGGGCCUCCGGUUCCUAAACCUGAUCUCAUCUCCUGGUUGGAAGAAAAGGAAGAGGUAUUUGACCAGAGCUCCGAAGAAGGAGAACAACAAACAGUGGCCAAUCUCUGGGGGAGCGAACACAGUGGGGGACCGGCUGAAGUGGCUCCGAAAGGGAGUGAGAGGGAAGAGGCGAAGGAAAACGUUGGAAAUGGAAGAGGAGCCGAGACCCCCGAGGGAAGUCCGCUGAGAGAAACGUGGCAGAAGGAAUCAGCCGGUAGCGUGACUGGGACACCCCUCAGCAUAGAGGACUCUCAAGAGGAAGGCCUUUUGUCAGGAGAGCCACUCGAGGAACAACCAGGAGGAUCCCAAGAGGGCAUUUCUUUUGUGACUGAAGCUGCAGAGAGUGAUGGCUGGGAGAGUGAGAGUGAAUGGGAACCAUACGGAGUGUUGUCGGAAGAUACAGAGGAGGAAGAUAAUGUUGGGGAUCAAGGAGGAUUAGAGAGAAACGAGGACGACCAAACAGAAGACUGGCGGAAUAAACCCAAUUGCCAGGGCAGCGACUUCAACGGGUUGCCAGCUCCGGCGAAAGUUUACAAAGGCAAAAGAAAAAAUCAGUGCAAGGUUUGCGGGAAGAGCUUCACGCGCAAGGCGAGCCUUAAGGUGCAUCAGAGAAUCCACACAGGGGAGAAGCCCUACAAGUGCACUGUCUGCAGCAAAGGCUUUUGCGACAAAACCAGCUUUCUUAGACAUCAGAGAAUCCACACGGGCGAGAAGCCGUACAAAUGCCCGGAGUGUGGGAAGAGCUUUAACCGGACCACAAAUCUUAUUACGCACCAGAAGACUCACGUGGAAACCAGGGAGAAGACGUUCCACUGCUCGAGCUGCAGCAAGAGCUUUUACAACAAGUACAGCCUCAAGACUCACUGGCGCAGCCACACGGGGGAAAAGCCGUACAAGUGCUCCAGCUGCAGCAAGAGCUUCUGCGACAAGUCGAACCUGGAGGCCCACUGGCGGGUGCACACGGGUGAGAGACCCUUCGAGUGCACGGAAUGCGGAAAGAGCUUCAGCGACCGCAGGACCCUCCUCCGACAUCAGAGAAUCCACACCGGGGAGAAGCCCUACAAAUGCACGGAAUGUGGGAAGAGCUUCAACGAUCUGGCCACGCUGCUCCGGCACCAGAAGAUCCACACGGGCGAGAAGCCGUAUCGGUGCACCGAGUGCGGGAAGAGCUUCAACCAGAGCUCUCACCUCAUCCGCCACCAGAACACGCACGACGCCCAGCGCCACAAGGGCCGGUCGUCGCGCAAGGGCAAGGCUGCGGUCGGAGCCAAUAUCUUUUUGGACAUCACUCAGAGCUUCACUCCAGAGAGCAUCGGCUUCACGCAAGAGAACUAUUAUGGAUACACUCACCCUGCGGAAACUUUUCACUGGCCCAUUCCGUCUUACGCCCCCUCGGCGGACGCCGGAGAAGGAGGGGUGCCCAACCUGUGGACAAUUGAGGAGACUUCCGUCGGAGAUCAAGCCAUCUUAGUCAUGAAAGAGCUAACCGAGGACAGGACCUUGACGCUGUGAAUGAUGCUCAGAGUAGGGAAGGAGCCUCAUCCAGGCCUAUGGCCAAUGAGUAAGAUUGCCUGGUCAAGCAAGAAAGCCAUGCUUUAGACAUUCUUGAAAAUAAGCAUGUUUCAAAGCAGAGAUACAUCGAUCCAAGAUCUGACUGACAGGAGCUCUGUUUGAAUCUUUAGGCAAAGGAUCUUCGGAAAGGGAGAUCCAGCUCUGCAAGGGAGAUUGCUCGCAUUUCACAGCUAUGCCCACUUCCUGCUUGACUUAAGAGGAGAGAUCUAUAAUUAUUGACCAGAGAACAGGGAUUCUCAAAGAGUACAUUUUUGGGUGUAUGCCUUCCAAAAAAAAGGGAAGAG